This is a messenger RNA of Aedes albopictus (Asian tiger mosquito), 14281 nucleotides long. RefSeq lists its product as uncharacterized. Lineage: Eukaryota; Metazoa; Arthropoda; Insecta; Diptera; Culicidae. The transcript has 2 exons. Bases 162 to 2594 code for a protein of 810 amino acids. The record is from RefSeq and is a predicted model, not a curated record.
UUAAAAGGAAUUUGCUCGUCCUUUCUAGUUUUUCUUUAAAAGAGUUAUUCAUUUUUUAUUUUCUUUUGCAAAAGUAAAGUAUUAGUGAAGUGUUUUUAAAUUAAACUAGAGUCUGAAGUAACAAGUUCUACUAAAAGCUCUAAAGUAAUAGUAAAGUGAAGAUGGCAACCAAGCCAAAGUCAGAGCCGAAUAAGUUCAUCGAGUUGAAGAAGACCAUCGCAGGAUUACACAAGGAUAUCGCGUUUCUCAAGAAGUGUAUAGAGUACAGGCUUACUCCCGUAAGUCACAAGGUAAAAGUUAAAACAGCCACAAACCCCAACAUAGUGAAGACACUUGAACAAACACUCAUCAAAGAAAGCAUCAAAAAACUACACAGCAAGAUCAACAUGAAAACUUUGGAAUGUUAUUCUCUCCAUUUAAAGUUAGCGAAAGAUUAUCCUGAAUCUUUCCCUAAUUUUCUAACAAAAGUAAAAGUUGCAGAAUUUUGUGAAUCAGAAAGAAAAAGGAAAUUACUAGAUAAAAAACUUAAAGCAUUAAAGAUGCAAAAUCCGAAGUUUACAUGUUCUUCUACACAACCACAAAACACAACACAAGAACUAACUGGGUUAGUGGUCAAUCGCUCCUCCGAACAGUUUACGGAAGAACAGUUGACCCUUCUCAACAAAGGUCUUAACUACGCAGUACACUCUAAACCAGAUUCAACACAAACCAUAAUCGACAUUGAAACAGCUAUCAACACGAACAAUUUACAGACACCACAGAUUCAAGAAAUCAGAACUCAAACAGCUAACACUAUUCAAAACACACAACAAAACAAAUUGAACAAAGAACACCUGAAAGAACAACGAAUAAUCAAAGAACUUAACCAGAAACCAGUUUUCUAUCUGAAAGCUGACAAAGGAAACAAAACAGUAAUCAUGAACAAAGAGGACUAUGAUGAAAUAAUGAAUAACAAGAUUCAAAAUGGACCUUACCGAAAACAACGUACUGAUCCUCUCCCAGGAUUAGUAAGACGUGUUGACAAAACUCUCAAAGAGUCUACACCAGUUUUAGGAAGCGUCAUUAAAAGCCUGAAAGAAUCUAACCCUUCAUUGCCAAGAAUAAAAGGACUUCCCAAAGUUCAUAAACCUGGAAAUGAAAUGCGUGAGAUUGUUUCAGCCAUUGGUUCACCUACACACAAAAUUGCCAAAUAUUUAGUACAAGAAUUCCAAAACAUGCCUAAAAAAUUUCAUAGUAGAUCUGUCAAGAAUUCCGAACAAUUCACAGAACUAGUACAGAAUUUAUCCGUUAACGACGAUGAAAUUUUAGUUUCAUUCGACGUUAAAUCACUAUUUCCAAGCAUUCCAGUUAAAGAGGCCAUUAACCUACUAGAAGAUUGGCUUCUGAACCAAUAUGAAGAUUCAAAUUCAGAUUGGAUUAAGAAAGUUCGUACAUACAUCAAAUUAACCAAACUUUGUAUGGAAGAAAAUUAUUUUUCGUUCAGAAAUGAAACCUACAAACAACUUAAUGGUGCCCCCAUGGGCAAUCCACUUUCUCCAUUUUUAAGUGAAAUUUUUAUGGCAAAUUUGGAAAAACGCUUAGAAAACAACAAACAACUUCCUGAAGUCUGGUGGAGAUACGUUGACGACGUGUUUAGCAUUGUUAAGAAACAUCUUUUACCUGAAAUCUUGAACAAUAUCAAUAAUGCACACAAAAACAUCGAAUUCACUUGUGAAAUUGAACAGAACAACCAACUACCAUUUUUGGACAUACUCAUCGUAAAACAAGAAUCAACACUUUCCUUCGAAAUUUACAGAAAACCGACACACACUCAACGCACUAUUCCAAAUUCAUCAAAUCACUCACAUCAACACAAAAUUGCAUCCUUCAAUCACAUGAUACACCGAAUGCAGACACUUCCACUUAGUGAAACAGGAAAAACGAAAGAACUUAAUUACAUUUUCGAAACAGCACAGUUGAACGGUUACACAAAACAAACAAUACAACAGAUCAUCAACAAAAAGACACAACAACAAUACAGACGUUCUUUGACUACACUGACACGGACAGAACCUACACUUAAACGGAUAACUGUGAACUACAACAAUGACACCAAAAAACUCCGACCAAUUCUCAGAAAGUUUGGUUUUGAAUUAGUUUUCACAAGCAAAGCUAACCAACUUCAAAAUCUCUUAGGAUCUACGAAAGACCCGUUGGACAAUUUAACAAAAUCUGGUGUUUACAAAGUAACAUGUAAUCACUGUGACAAAAUAUACAUAGGACAAACAAAACGCACACUCAACACACGAUUCAAAGAACACAUAACGGAAGUAUCAAAAGCACACAAAGACACAGACAAGGGACUCAUUCAUCAUUUUAAAUCUAAAGUUGCUGAACAUAUUUUCAAUGAAGGACAUUUUAUGAAUACUUCAAAUAUUAAACUCUUACGACACAUUACAAACCCAUGGAAACUUGAUGUUGCAGAAAGUUUAGAAAUUUACAAACAAAACAAUAAAAAACUACUUAACAAGGAUCAGGGCAAUGGGUACACGUGGCUGUUUAAAUUUUUACCUAACACACACAAAACAUUACACAAUACACAAAACACAAAUUGACUACCUACCAAAUCGGCAGGAAAAAAUAACACAAUAAACACCAAUUGACUACCUACCAAAUCGGUAGGAAUUUUCCUAGCUUUAGGUAUCUUAUUGACACCCUGUUUUCUAACAGGCAGAUACAUCCCCUUUUUUUCAAAUAUGUACCUACAAUUUUAUACCUAGACUUUUACCCACACACGUACCUACACAUACACUCCUAGUAUAAAUACCACAACGAAUGCGAGCACUUGACACUGAAGAAGUCUGUAAGUCACAGACGAAAUAGGCCUAUCUGUCCGAAGAUAAGCACAGUAGUAGAAUUAAAAGGAAUUUGCUCGUCCUUUCUAGUUUUUCUUUAAAAGAGUUAUUCAUUUUUUAUUUUCUUUUGCAAAAGUAAAGUAUUAGUGAAGUGUUUUUAAAUUAAACUAGAGUCUGAAGUAACAAGUUCUACUAAAAGCUCUAAAGUAAUAGUAAAGUGAAGUCAUGCGGAUUUAAAUUUAUAUUCAUUACACAUUUCAUGAAAAAAUAUUCGAGUUAAUUAGAACAACUGAAUUAUUGGAAGGCGCUCCAAGGGAUUGAGAGCAAAAUUUCCAUUUUUUUCCAGCCGGUGUGUCAACCUUGAAUCCAGCUAACACCGUUUCAGAUAUUCGCGAAGAAUCAUGAAACAAGUCUGCCAAAACUUUCCUAAUAAAUGUUAUAUUUUUCCAAGAACUCGUAAGGGGUGAUACACAAAUUAUGUCACGCAAAAAUCGGCCAUUUUCAACCCCCCCCCCCCCCUCCCCCCUAUGUCACACGUUUUGUAUGAGAUGUGUCAAUAUGUAUAUGCCAAGUUUCUGAAAAUAAACCUUCCAAGUCUCUUGCUAGAUAUUUUUAAGAAAUUCAGUAAAAGUCUUGGAAAAACGUCUUUAAAAAACACACUAGAAAUAAUACAGUAGUUUUCGAAGGACUUAACCGAGGCUCUUGAAAACAAAAUAGCACUAAUUCGGCUCAAGAUUUCAUUCAGCAUUUAUUUAUAAAGAUCUUGUCUGAAAUUUUCCAAAAACAUUCUGAGCAAGAAAUAUUCCGAGUCGAAUAACUAUGUCACAUCAUAGACAUAGACACUCCGAUAGUGAGCAAAAAACGUAAGACAGUGGUGAAAAAAAAAUAAAGACGAGUACAUACGCCCCUCGGAAUUGCUAUGAAAAAUACGACAGUUUUUUUUUACGAAUUUGAAAAUUUGAAACAAUAAUGAACAUGUGCACCGUGGAGCAAUUUAUUUCCAAAAAGUGCACCGCGAGCCGAAAUGCCUGAAAACCCCUGCCCUAGUGGACAAAAGAGCUGUAAAUUCGGUUAAGUGGUUGAAGAAUAAAAAAAGAGACAUGCUAAGUAUUCGACUUAUGUAUGAUCUUACAAACCUUUAAAAAUAUAUACAAUUCAAUGAUGAAAAAAAAAUAUAUAAGAAAGGCUAGAAAUCACUGUUGGGUGAUUAACAUAAUCUUUUUGGUAAUUUUCUUUUCAAAAUAUGUAUUUAAAACGAAAUUCGUGAAAAAAAAAUUUGCUUCGAUAUAACGUAACUUCGAUAUAACGUAACGAAAAUAAAAUUGCAGUUACGUUAUAUCGAGGUAUGACUGUAAAACACCUAAAAAAGUCUUUCGUUUUUAAAUAGGAUUAACUAAUCUGGGAGGUAAUCUUCUCAUGCGAUUAUCUCAAUGUUUACGUUUUGCAGAUAGGCCCUUUUCAAAUGUUACGCUAGAUUUUUUGACGUAGGAUAACCUCUUUCGGCAACGGGGUACAAUUCCAAAAUUCGAGAUCAGGGAAAUUUCUGCCGUAGCUUCUUCAGAAAUUAAAUCCUUCUGUGAUUCCUCAGGAAGUUCCACCUUAAAUUCUUUUUUUUAGAAGUUCUCUGGAAUUCUUGCUGGAGUUUCUUCUGAGAUUCCUAAAAAGAUCUAAACUGCUAUUCCUCUAGAAACUUCUUCCGUGAUUCUUACUGGCUAGGGGUGGAGGGGGAGUUCCUUGAUUCUUACUGAGGUUCUAGGACUUAAAGGGAUUCCUUCUGGCAUUUCUCCAGGAACUCCUGAGAUUCUUUGAAUAGUUCUUUUCGAAUGUCUUCAGAAGUUUUUAGACUACGAGAAGAAUAUCUUCUUAAGCUGCUGCAGCAGUUCUAUAACCGGGUCGUCUUUGUUUUGCUAGGUUUCGGUCAAGGAAGGUUUAUGAGUCAAACUUGGACUUGGAACGAGCGGUAGGCAAGACAGAGUUUGCCGAGGAUAGCUUGUUCCACAUAGAAACUCCAGGAGAAGUCCCUUCAAUAUUCUUGGAAGAAUUUCCUAAGAAGCUUAUGGAUGUCCCGAAGAUGGGCAACAUCGCGCCCGAAAACGGUCGACAGAAAAGAUAAAUUUUAAACCCUUUGACGAUUGUAAGAACGAUAAGUAUUAUGUUUUGUCUCGCGUCGCGUCUCUAGAAGGAACUUCUAGAGUUAUAAAAAAAACAAUCCUAGACGAAUCCUGGAUGCAGAUCCUGUAGAAAUCCCAGAAGCAGUUGCUGAAAGCAUUCCGGAAGGAGUUCGCAGAGGAAUCCCGGAAAAAACUUCUGGAGGAAUCUCCGGACAAUUUCUUGGGGGAACCCUCAAAGGAGUUUUCAGAUGAAUCCUGGAUGGAGUUCCGAAAACGAUUCUGGAAGAGUUUCUAAAAAAAAUCAGUAAAAAGUGCCUGAAUGAAUCCCGAAAGAAGUUCUUGAAGAAGUUCCCAGAAAUGAUUCCUAAAAACAAAACCUUUGAAAGCUUCAGGUACUCUUCCAGGGUUUCUUUUAGGAAUCACUUCUGGAAGCUACUUCAAGAAUAUCGAAAAAGUUCUGGGAGGAUUUCCUAGAUGAAUCUCAGAAAGAAUUGCUGUAGAAAUUCCAGGAGAAACUCCUGGAGGAACUUCACAUGACGUUCCUAAAGCAUUUCUGGUGGAAUCCCGGAAGCAAUCCCGGAAAGAAUAUUUGGAAAAAUCCCGAGUAAAAUUGCUGGAAGGAUCUCAGAAAAUAUCUCCAGACGAAACUAUGGAAGGAAUCUGUAAUACCUGGAUAAAUCCUAAGUGAAGCUUCUGGAUAAAUUCCAGUAGGAAAUUACUCCAAAAGGAUUCCGGCAGGACUUUCUAAAAGUAUCCCAGAUGGAAUCUGUUUAGGAUUCUCAAAAGGAGUUCCUGCAAGAAUACCAGAGGAAUCUUCUGAAGGAAUCUUAAAUAAACCCCGGAAGAAUGUCAUAAAGAACUGCCUGGAAAUCCCAGAACAAACUCCUGGAAGAAAUUUGUGGAGAAACCGCAAAACAAUUCCUGUGGCAUUCCAGAUAGAGCUUCUGAAGGAGGCCACCAGUGUAAGUCAUAAAUCAACACACUUUCACACACAGGCGUAGCGAUGCCACAUUUAUUAGAAAAGUGCUUCGUUGACAAAAAGUGAUGAACGGGAGGGACAACUUACGAAUAUUUCCGUAGAUUCCGGUAGAUAUACAAUAAUGCGGGUUUCCAUAAGGCGACGGUAGAAAAAUAGGGGUUUCUGCUAAAACAAUCUUAGGAUACGUAGAAAUAGCUUAAUUUUGUAGAUCUACGAACAUUUCCGUAGUCCAAAUUGUAAACCACAAGAAGAUUAAUUCAAUCAUGAAUUCCUGUUGGAAACUCUUCCAGAAAUUUUGCUCCAAAAAUUGUUUCAGGAGAUUUUAGCAGAGAUUCCUUCAAGAGGUCCUUCUAUGGACUAUUCCAGGAAUAUCUGCGGAAGACCCGUCAGGCAUCCCUAUAAUAGUUUAGCCUGGUAAUCCUCCUAGAUUUGAUUUUUUUUCUGAGGAUUUUUCCAGGAUUUCUGUUUAUGGGUUUCUUUAGGAACUUUUGGAAAGUUCGCAGAAAAAAACUGCAGGAAAAUUCCCGUAAAGAACUCCUGAAGCACUCCAGACUCCAGGAGGAUUUUCAAAGAUUUCGAGAAGAAAUUCCUGGAGGAUUCUCAGAAACAAACCUUGAAGGAUUCGCGACUAGAAAAUUAUAUCAAGAUUAUAUCAUAUUGUGUUAUUACGUUAUAAUAUUUUUUUUCUAACUUAUUAUGCAGGAUGAUGUUAAAAUAACUAAAACUGUAACAAAUAGUGCACUGGUCUAAUCAGGAUAAUAACCUAUUUUGUUAUGAUCUGAUCAAAAUUAAAACAAAAUGAUGUGAUAUGAAACUUAGCGCUUCAGGAUUAUUAGUUUCUAUCAGAAUGUGAUACAAUUUUGUUAGAUUAUUGUUCAAAUGUCAAAGAAUUAUAACUAAAUUAUAUUACAAUGAGUUAUCAAACAGCAUUUAUAACAUAAUGUGAUAUAAUUGAGUUACAAUAUUUCAAAAACACCAAUGAUGUUGAAUAUGAUUAUAUCACAAUGAGUUAUAAAUAUCAUGGUUUGUUUUAAUUAUGUUAUAUUUUUGUUAUGAUUUUCUAGUCGGGUUGCUAGAAUGAAUUCCUAAAGAAUUUAUCAGAACUAUUCUGGAAGAAAUCCAGCAGAAGCUUUUGGAGGAACCCCAGACAAAUCUCAAGUUUUUUUUUCGGAUUUUCUGAAACAUUGACAGAUGGAACUCUUUGACUGAUCUCUGCAGGAACUCAUUAUGAAAUCCAAAAAAAGCUUUUAGGCUUUUAGGAGAAUAACAGAAAGAAUUGCCUGAUGAACACCAAAAGAACAACGAUUAAACAGAAUUUUUGGACGGAAUUCCUAAAAAAGAAUCCCGAAAGAAUUUCCUUAGGUCCUUUUGAAGAAAUUUCCGGAGAAACUAGACGAAUUCCAGAAGCUAAAUCUGGAUGAAUCGCAAAAGGAACACCUGCAGGAAUUUCAAGACGAUGAAGAAUGAAUUUCUUUAGGAAUGUCAAUACAGUAGACGUUCGGUCGGUGCAAACGGUUUAACUGCAAUGCUUUUUAACUGCAAGUCCGGUAAGUGCAACAAAUUUGCAGUUAUCGCACCGCCAAACGUCAAAAUGGUGCGCCAUGUUAGCCCAAAUGAGCAGUCGGAUCACGUUCACGGUUAUUUUUUGUCGUUUGACAACUUGUUGACAUCUGUCAGUCGUUGCAGUCACCGAAUUUCGUUCGCUAAGUGAAACGUAAACAUGUUGCAGUUAUCGAACGUCUACUGUACCUGGUACCUGGUGGAACUCCACAAGGAAUCACCGUAGAAGCCCCUCGAGUAAUUACAAAAAAGAGAAAUCUGUUCUCAGAAGGAAUUCCAGGACAAAUUCCUUUGAUUAGCAACUCUUCUCUUUUUAAGUAUCCAAGCUAAAACUUCUCAUGGUAAUUCAAGAGUUGAUCAAACGGCAUUGUCCGCUGUUAUUUAAAGGAAUUUCACAAAUAGUUUUGGAGGAAUCCUAGAAGGCAUUUCUUGACGAAACCUAAAAGUAGCUCUGGAGAAGUUCCAAGAGAUUAUAUACGAUUAUCGUGCGUUGGAUGUCUUCAUAGCUGUGCUGUAUGCACUCUUUUUCUGUGCUUGGCUCUAUGUUUUAAGAGCGUUUCAGAGGAGAUCCAGGGGCGUCUUAAAGGGUACCGGGGGGUUAGAGAGGGAAUUCCGAAGGAAUUCAUUUCUGGAAUAUUCAUCCGUAGUAUACCUUCUGGCGCUUCUGAUGAGUCCAAUGCCGAGUGAAAUGGGUCUGUGUCAUUUGGCAUAAGAUCGUUUGGCAUAAAGACCUUUAGCAUAACGGUCAUUUGGCAUAAUGGAAACUUGACAUAAUAAACAAGGGUGCAUUUCGAUUAUGCCUACUGUCCAUUAUGCCAAAUGACCGUUAUGCUAAAUAUUUUUAUGCCAAGUGACUUUAUGCCAAACGACCUUAUGCCAAAUGUCCCGCUCCCAUCCAGAAAAGUUCCUGCUGAAAUUCCGGAAUCAGUUUCUACUGAAAGAAUUUCGGAAGGAAUUCCCUGAAGCAAUCCCGAAGAAAAACUUCUGGAGGAAUGCCAGAAAAAGUUCUGAGGAAUCCCGAAAGGAUUUUUCAAUGGAAUCCCGAAGAAAAUUCUUAGAAGAAUCCAUAAAGAACUUUCAGAAGAAAGCUUAGAAACAAUUCAUAAAAGAAUUCUGGAAGAAGUUCCUGGAGAAAUGCCGGAAGGAGUUCCCAAAGGAAUCCUCGCAAAAGUUCCUGGAGAAAUCUUCAAAGAGUUUCUUGCAGUAAGAAAGCAGUUUCCAGAAGAAUUCCCACCGGAAUCUCGUAAAGAGUUCUUGAACGAAUUCCGGAAGUAAUUCCGGAAAGAAUCCCGAAAGGAUUUCCUAGAUGAAUCCCAAAAAGAAUUCCUGGAGAAAUCCCAGAAGGAACCUUACCUGAAAUUUCUAGAGAAGUCGUGGUGUAACCCGGAAGGGAUUUCGGAAGGGGUUCCUCAAGCAAUUCCAGAAAGCAUUUUUGGAAUAAUCCCGGGUAAAAUUGCUGGAAAGAUCCAAGAAGAAAACUUCAUAAGAAACUGGAGGGUAUCCGUUGAAUUUGAAUAAUACCUGGAAUAAUCUAAUAAGGAACUUCUAGGAUUCCCAGAAGGAAUUUCUUGAGAAAUCUCGGAAGGAAUCCCAGGAGGACUACCUGGAGGUAUCCCGGAUAGACCCGCAUUAGGAAUCUCAGAAGAAGAUCUUGGAAGAACUCAAAGAAAAUUUCUGAAGGAAUCCUAGCCAGAAGGAUGCCACACUUUCGUACGCACGAUGGUGCGGAAUUUCUCCGAAAACUGCUCCGUAGACAAACAGUUAGGACAAUUUUGGAAUUUUAUUUCCGUAGAUUCCCCCCUUAGAAGAUCCGUAAAAAAAGCUCAAUUCCGUUGAUUUACGGAAACUUCCGUAGAUCUGGCAAGUUGUUAUGGAUUUUAUUUUGUUUAUUUGAGUUUAUGUUAUAAAGGAAAGAAUUGUACGAAAACAUCUUGUUUUAUAUGUUCUAGUAUCUGUAUCCCUGUUUGUCAUUUGAGCAUUUGUCGUGAUCCGGAAUUAAAUAGGCUCGUGACAUGUAGCCAAUUUUGGAUUGCCUAUCUUCAGGACAAUUUGGGUAAUGAUCAUCAGGAAUCCCUACAAUAGUUUAGCCUGGGAAUGCUCCAAGAAUUUUUCCUUACGGGUUUCUUCAGGAACAUCUAAAGAAUUCGCAGAAAAAAUCCAAAUUUCCGUAAACAACUCAAGAAGGAAGUCUUGGAGAAAUCCUUAAACGAUCUACUGGAAGAUUCAGACAAGGGAUUUUUCGCAGAUUCAUGGAAAGAAGUUCAGAAAGAUUUUUAAAACAAACUUUUAAAAGUUUUCUUAAAAUGAAUCCCUUGAGCAUUUUUAGAAAAAACUUCUGGAAAAUUCCCAGAAAGAACUUCUGGCAGGUUUCCAAAACGAACUCCAGGAGGAUUUUCGAGAAUUUUUCAGCAGAAACUUUUGAAGGAUUCAUACAAGAAAUCGUUGAAGGAUUCCCAGAAAUAAUCUUUGAAGGUAUGUUCAUUUUACUUAAGAUUAUGUCAAGACAAUUCUGGGAGGAAUCCAGUAAGAAUUCUCGGAGGAACCCCAGAAAACAUGAAGAAUUGUUGGACGAAUCUCAAAGCACUUGGAGUUUUUUCGGCCUUUCAGUCUUUGGUGCGCAAUCUCAGAUGAAUUUUCUAAGGGAAUGCCAGACGGCACUCUUCGAUUCAUCUUUAAAGGAACUCCUGAUGAAAUCCCAUUAAAAAAAACCCCGGAAGGAUCUGCUUAACGAAUCUCAGAAGAAUUUCUGAAAAGGAAACCCCUUUUGAGAGCUUUUAGGUAAAACCAGAAUCUUUUGUGUAGAACUCAGAAUGAAUUCCUUUAGGAAUUGCAAUGCCUGCUGAAACUCCUAAAGGAAUCUCCGUGGAAAUUUAAAAAGUAAUUUAGCCCCUCUAAGAUGUUAGGUUAGGCGCACCACGAUAGCGUAGUGUAAGAUCAGCGAGCCUUUCUGGGUCAUAUAGGAAAGUUUCUUCCUGUAUUCUUCCGAGAGUUCUUUCCGAGAUUCUUUCAGAAGCUAAUUUGAGGAUUCUUUCAGAAGUGCCUUCUAAGACUCCACCUGGAGCUCCUUCCUAGCAUCUUUUGAGUGUUUCUUCAGAAUUAAUCCAUGAUUAUUUUCCGGAGAUUUCUCGUAGAGUUUUUUUUUUCGAAGGUUGCAGUUACUUCCAGGAUUCCUCCAGAUGAUCCGAGAUUAUCCAGAAAAGGAAUAAAAAAAACUCCGGGAUUCCACAAGAUUUUUUUUGGUAAUUCCUAAGAUAGUUCCUACCGGAAUUUUCCAAAAUUUCCUUCCGGGAUUCCUCCAAAAAUUCUUUCCAAGAUUUCUUCAGGAGGUCCUUCCGAUAUUGCUCCAGGAGUUCCAUUCGGGAUUUUUUUUGUGGUUCUUCCUGAAUUAUUUCAGGAAUUACUUCCAGGAUUCUUCCAGGAGUUUCUUCCAAGAUCCUUCUAAAUCUUUCCGGGAUUAUUUCACGAGUUUCUUCCAGGAUUCUAACUGGAGCUUCUUUCGAGAUUCCGGGAGUAUCCUGUAAAGGAAUAGAAAGAAUCUGCGAUCCAUCCAGUAGUUCCUGCCGAAAUACAUAUUCUUUUGAUCAUUUAUCAAACUUCCUUUCGUUAGAUUCCCCCAGAAAUCCAGCUUCCUUCUGGAAUUCCUCCAUAUGUUUUUUUUCUGAAUUCCUUCAGGAAUUCCUCCUGAAUUCCCCAAAAAAACUCCUGUAUAAGUAUCAGGUGUUACUCCUUAUGGAAUUCCGGCAGAAAUUUCCGGUAACAAUACCUGGAAGCAGUCCCGGAACUCAUGGAUGAAUUCCGGAAGGAACUCUUGGAGGAAUCUCGGAAGGAACUCUGGAAGGGAUUCCGAACUAUUUUAGGAAUCCCAGAAGGAGAACCCCUGGAGAAACUUCAGAAGGAACUCCUGUAAAAAUUCUGGAAAUAACUCCUGGGGGAAUCCGGGAAAUAAUUUUGGAAAGUACUCCUGGAGUUUCUCGAAAAAAAACUUCGAAAAAAUGUGGAAGGAACUCAUUGGGAAAUGGCUUGAGGAAUCCUAGAAGAACUUCCCGAAGGAACCAUGGACGAAAUUCCUGGAGCAACAUUGGUGGAGAUUCUUGAGGUAAUCUCUGCUGCAUUUUCUGAAAAAAAGUCCUGGAAAGAAUUCCUGGAGAAAUUCUGGAAAAAAUUGGCGAAAUCUCGGAAGGAUCUCCUGGAUGAUUUCCGCAAUGGACUUUAGAAAAAAAAAAUGUUAGAGGAAUCUUUAAAGGAACUACUGGAAAAUCCCAGAAGGAACUUCUGAAGCAAUUAUUAACCCUGGGUCAAUAUGACUCAAACAGGCUCGCUGAACGUGCACUACGUCAUCGUGGUGCGUCAAGCUAAACAUCUUUGGAAGGUUAAAGAAACUCCUGAAGGAAGCAGUUCUUGCAGUUGCGUCUCGUAACCCACUUUUUGCCUGUUCAACUACCAAAAAACAGCCAAUUGCAAAGAAUGUAUACGAAUAAAAUUACAAUGAAAACAGCCAAACAAGCUGUUUUCGUAAUUUUCUACUAAUAACAAGCUAAUUUAUUCAAAAAAUUAAACAAUUUACACUUAUUGAACAGGAAGAUUUAAGGUUAGGGAAUUGCCUCUGAGUUUUUGGAGGAAUCCAAGAAAGAAUUUCCGAAGGAGUACCAGAAGAAAACUCUAGAGGAGCCCCAGAAAGAACUGCUGCAAGAAUUCCUGAAGGAAGUUCUUAAGCAAUUCUAGAGGAUUCCACAAAGGAACUUUAUUACGAAAAUAUAGUGAAGCACCACAAAUUCAUUUUAAAAUUACAUCUUGUAGUGGAACACUACAAAUGUGUAAUAAACUAAGUCAUCACUUAAAACAGAACAUACAUUUUGCCCUGUUACCCUAGUGGAUAACAAUUUCCGAUGACAGGAUGACGAGCUUUCAUAAAUGUUGUUGGUCCAGCACAGCAGUUAAUCCUGUAAUCGUAUUUCUCUGGCAAGUUGCCUUUCGUUGGCAGCGUUAGUUGCUUUCGUAGCUUGAGUUUUGUCUAGGAAUUUCUAAUCCUGAAUCGCGUUUUACUAUGAGACGUCUACAUUAUGAUGUUCCUGUUAGGAAAGGUUCUACACAUGUCUUCUAGUUAAUCAUUGCCCGAAAUGACCUGAAUGUAAGCCAUCAAAAUGAGAGUGAUGAGAUCUCAUGAUGCUCUAUUAAGCCAGAGCACUACAAAUGUGAAUUCAGCUUUGGACAAUAUUCACAAGUUAAAAUGGGACUGACGACACUAAAACAAAACUUGUAAUAAUUUAUGGAUGAAUUCUGGAAGAAAUUCCUGAAGGAAUUCCGGCAGUAAUUGAAGAAACUUCUGGAGGAAUUUCAGUAGGAACUCCUGGGAGAAUCGUAGAAGAAGUUUUGGAGGAAUCCCGAAGAAAAACCUUAAAGAAAUCCUGGGGUAGGUCUUCUGGAGGAAUCACUAAGGAAUCUUCUAGAGGAAUUAUGGAACCAGUGCCUAAAGGGCUCUCGGAAAGAAUUUCUAAGGUGUUCCUGAAGAGACUUUCUGAAUUUCUGAAGCACUUUUCGAGUGAUUCCAGAAGAAAUUCAAAAAAAAAAAAAAACACUGGAAAAAAUCCUUCAGGAAUCUUGAAAGGAUUUCCGGGAGGUUCCUAUGGAUUUCGGGAACGUUUCUAGGGAAUCACAGUAACUUUCCUUGGAACUUUUCCAGGGAUCUCAGAGGAAUUUUCAGAUUUGAGGGACAUUCCAAGAGGCUAAAUCAGUGAUGCAGCAGUAUUCAACCUCGCUGACGGUAUUCAGAGUUAGCCAGCCAACAACUCUAGGGGUGAAUUAGUUGAUAACCACUGGGUUAAAGGGACCCUUCAGAAACGCUGAGAAACAAUGAAACGUCACUGAGAUCCCCUAAAACCUCUCGUCCCGAACAGUUCCUAAGCCUGAAGCACCUUCCAGGAGAGCCAUGAUGCGCCCCCAAAAGCCUAUUGAUACCCCUUGAAACCUACCUACCAUGAAACCAUCCGAGACGCCCUGAAGCAUCCCCAAAACAAAACUUGCCCAAAAACCCCUAAAAAUCUCGAGAAACUACCUGAGACACACUAAAACGUUCCUAGAGGUCGUUAAAAGCCCUCCAGAUCCAAGUCCAGAUCACUCUAAAACGCCACUGCAACUCAUAGCUGAGUAUCAAGCUUUGUCGAAAACAUUGUAUCUCUCUAUGUAAGCAGUAUUCUGAAUUUCCUAGUAUUUUGUCAAGAAUUCCUCCAGGAGAUUCUUCAGGAAACCCUCUACAAAUUCUGGAAGUAUCUCCCAAGUUCUUCUAAUAAUUUUAACAGGUUCUCCUCGAAAACCUAUGGAAUUCAUUUGACCGGCGGAAAUUAGAUUCUAUCAGCAAUUUUUUCCGGAGUUUUGAAUGGAUAUCUAUUAGGAAUUCAUUAAGAAAUAUUUCAAGAGAUUCCCUCUGGAUUACAACAAAGAGCAACUCCAGCAAUUUCUCCAAAAAUUUCCCUUGAGAUGUUUCGCUAGGAGUUCCACGUUAGAUUUUUCUCAACGAAACUUCUUCAAGAAUACCUUUAGAAAGCAUUCCAAGUGUUUGGAUGAGAUCUACAAGACGCGACGCGAAACUAGACGCAACACUAAAUCGUAAAGGAUUGACGAUUGUAAGAACGAUAAUUGUUAUGUCUUGUCUCGCGACGCGUCUUGUGAAUGUCGAUUCUGAUGUUCUGAUUUCUGAUUUCGCCAAAGUGUGCUUCUACACCGACGCUUCUCUCUUCUCUUCUCUCGACGCGUCCUCUUCUCCGCCACUAUGCGCAUACCCUAACCAAGUGUACGUGUGA